UGCAUCCAGGAUCAAUUUUCAGAUUUGGUUCUGUUAAUUGUCGUAGAAGAGAGAAGAGAGAGUGGGGGGCUCAGAGCAGAGGGGAGGUGCAGGGCAGACAGACAGAAGGACAGACAGACAGCGAAGAACUAGGGGAAGUGGAGGGCGAGGAGAGCUGCCAGGAGACAGCAGUCCAGUCCACGCGCAGCCGGGGCUCCUUCUGGCGCCGUGCGCGCGCGGGUCGGAGAGAGAGGCGCGUGACGGUCGGACCGGUGCGGCUGCUUGACUUCAUUACCAUCAUCACCAACAAGUGUGACGGUCGUGUUGUGUUUCAUGAGAAGACAUGAAGAGACUAGAGCCACGUUUGGAGUCAGGAAUCAUUUCACUCGGAGAUUCCAUAACUUCCCCGCGUGCCGCUUAGGAACUUCUAUCGUUUUAUUCUGUACUCCAAUACGGAAAUGUGGACGCGUUGAGUGCACAACAUGUUGAUUCCGAUGUCACUUACCCUGCUCCGAACUCUCUGAAGCUUUCAACGUCGCCACAAUAAACCUGAGAUUACAGUUCCCUGCCGGAAUAUGCUCAGUGAGCGGCUCGAUUUUUGGAUGAGCUCUUUUGAAAUCUAUUUCAAAAGAUUAUAUAAAACGCUAUCAAAUCAAUUUUGAAGAAUUAUCUCAAGAUUAUCCCUUAGGUUGGUGUGAAUAAACCGAUCAUUUUGGCAGUUUUUAAAAGCUAAUGAAGCUGCAAUCAUCACCAUUUAACCACAAGACACAGGUGGAACCAUGAUUGCUUUUGCCUGACAGGACUUGCAGGAGGUCGCUGCUGAAUAUGCAAGACUUAGCAGGGCCUGAUAUGCCCAGGAAAUUCCCUAUCUUUGAUGGCUUUGCACUCUUGUGGUGGGGCUUGCUCUUUGGGUUAUUCAUUGCGCGUGCAGAAGUGACUGCUUGUCCCACGACUUGUCACUGUAUCGACAAGAGCGGCAUGACCGUGGUCCAAUGUAUGUCUCGCAACCUGGAGAACAUCCCGUCAGAUCUUCCGAGAGAUACCGUUGUCCUACUUUUGGCAUCCAACCACAUUACCCACAUCCCAAGCCACGCCUUCAGAGAACUGCACUACCUUCAGGAGCUGGACCUGUCCAACAAUGACAUCGAGACUGUGGACCUCGGAGCUUUCCAAGGCGUUUCGGACAGCCUCCUUGUCCUGGAUCUAUCAAACAAUCACAUUCAAAGUGUCCCCAAAGAGGCCUUUGCACGUCUACAUGCUAAAAUCAGCCUGUCGAACAACCCGUGGCACUGCGAGUGCACGCUGCAGGAGGUCCUGAGGGAGCUGCGGCUGGACCCCGAGACAGUCAACGAGGUGAUUUGCCACACGGCGGUGCAGGAGGAGUACGCGGGCAAAUCCAUCAUCCAGGUGCUGGACUCAGGGAUCAACUUUUGCAACUUCCACCACAAGACCACCGACGUGGCCAUGUUCGUCACCAUGUUCGGUUGGUUCACCAUGGUGAUCGCGUACGUCAUCUACUAUGUGCGACACAAUCAGGAGGACGCCAGGAGGCACCUGGAGUACCUCAAAUCACUGCCGAGCAGCUCUCAGAUCAGCAAGGACUUUGACACCAUCAGCACUGUUCUCUAGCAGGGCUCAGGAGAAGUGGUGUGCGUCUGUAAAUAUGUGAGUAAAUGUGUUAUGUACAAAAUGACAAAAAAGCUGUUGGGACACAUGAUCACCAGUGUUUUUGAGCACACAUUAUUUGAAGUCUUUCAGUGACUAAAAUGAGCCAUUUUGAUUAUUAAAGCUCCAUAAAUGAGUUAUCUUUUUUUAAAUUUUGAUUAAAUACGAGAAAAAUAAACAAAAUACUCCUUAAAGUCACAUUUCCAGGAUAGAUAAUAGCUCUAGACUGGAGAGACAAAUGUUCCCAUGCUGGUGUCGAUGCACAGUGUAAUUGAAUUUGGACUGAGAUGAAUGAGGACGACUGUGUCCUACAGUUACUUUGUAUCGAUUGAUUUAUGUUCUUCAUGUCAUACUGUCAAGGUAAAGGCCACUUUACAAGACUUUGGCUUACAUAUGAAAUAGGGCAAGGUGUUAACAUUCAGUUUGCAUAACCCAUGAAAACAUCCCUGCCUCCAGUAGAUCAUACACAAAAAACUACUGACCCAGCAAAUAAGGUUACUCUGUGCAAACUGCAUUGAUUCAUGGCAAAUAUAAAAUAAAUUCAAACAAGGAAAAGUUGUCGUACGCUGGCAGCUCUGAUGUGUUUUUGGUACAUCCCAAAAAUAUCUUAACAAGCUCUCUCUCAAAAAUCUCAUCAUCCCAUGCCAAGGUUAUGAAAGAAUAUUAACAUGCCUACUUUACUACCAAGCGAUAUUCCUGCAUCUUUUAAACAAUAUGUGAUGAUAUAGAGGUAUAAGGGUGAACACGACAAGGUUAACCCUUUUCACAGUUUGGCACACUAAAAAUUGUUAUAUCUUGCAAUAUAUGAACUCUGUUAUUUUUUGCAAAUCUUUACAUUUUUGGAUAUAUUAUCGCCCUAUCAUGUAUUCAUGGUAAAUGUAUUAGCAAACAAUUGCCUAUUUAAACAAUAGCAAACAGGGGGUGCUUCGUAUCUGCGCGCUUGUGUGUAUGCCAUGUGUGUCAAGGGAAACUCUAAAUUUCAGAGCACCCUCACUAAAACAUCGAGCAAACCCAUAGCACCAGCAAAAGAAAAUCUCUGGCGCCGCCACUGCUCCCAUCAGAGAUGGGUUCAAAACAGAGAUGAAAAAAAUCCAAAUGUUACACAAGCAACAAGUUCUCCAACCCAUACGACUACAUAGCAGGGUUGCCAGGUCUGUAUGUCAAAACCACGUUAUUAUGGAACCCACGCAACUUCUAGGAAAGGCCUGCCCUUCAAUAGCAUUCACAGGCGUCCA
Messenger RNA from Sander lucioperca (pikeperch), 2879 nucleotides. It is a transcript of the gene lrrc3, whose product is annotated as leucine rich repeat containing 3. The transcript has 2 exons. The record is from RefSeq and is a predicted model, not a curated record. Gene Ontology annotation, cellular component: extracellular matrix. Lineage: Eukaryota; Metazoa; Chordata; Actinopteri; Perciformes; Percidae. Gene Ontology annotation, molecular function: protein binding. Bases 805 to 1608 code for a protein of 267 amino acids.